AAAUUGUUGUUGUUUUUUUUAGCCGUCCGUCGCAGAGCAAGCACCGUCGGUAACGGAAAUUCUUCUUAACAUUUUUCGCGCUUUACGUUCUGUACGGCGCCCGGUCGUCGUCGUCGUCGUCGCCGUUGCUGCCUCCCCGAACAUCGACAAGCGCAGCGGCGUCGCAUCAAGCACACACAAAAAAAAACCUUAACAUACACACACAAACAACAAUACAUACAUAGAUAAUUACAAGAAGACUGCACCGUUCUGCCUUAAGCGUCGACGUCAGCAGAGAGAGAGAGAGGAGAGCCAGAGCAGCGAACAAGCAGUGCAAAGCAGUGCAAACAACACGACGGAGAAAACUAAAAAAAAAAUCACACUAUUGAAAGCCAAAGCAAUUCAUCACAAUGAGCUCGUACAUCGAACUGUUGGGAUUGUUUGUGCUGCUCAUGCUGCCCUUCUUGUACGAGACGAAUCACAUAUUCCGCUACUACUUCAAAUUCCUCAUCUAUUAUGGGAUCGUAUCGUUUAAUUCGAUCAUAUUAAUACCGGCUUUUCUCACACGCCCCUGUGAUGUGCGCAAUUUACUAUGGGCGAGCACUUGGUGUCAUCGGGUGACAGCGCUGAUCGGACUGCGCUGGGAGCUGCGGGGCAAGGAGCACCUCGAGAAGGAUCAGGCCUGCAUAAUCGUGGCCAAUCACCAAAGUUCGCUGGAUGUGCUGGGCAUGUUCAACAUCUGGCAUGUGAUGAACAAGUGCACAGUGGUGGCAAAGCGUGAACUCUUCUAUGCCUGGCCCUUUGGUCUGGCCGCCUGGCUGGCGGGCUUGAUAUUCAUCGAUCGUGUGCGCGGCGAGAAGGCACGCGAUACGUUGAAUGCGGUGAAUCGUCGGAUCAAGAAGCAGCGCAUCAAACUGUGGGUAUUCCCGGAGGGGACACGACGCAACACCGGCGAACUACAUCCGUUCAAGAAGGGGGCCUUUCACAUGGCCAUCGAUCAGCAGAUACCGAUACUGCCGGUCGUCUUCAGCUCAUACUGUUCAUUCCUCAACGACAAGAAGAAGAUCUUGAAUGCGGGACGCAUUGUGAUCACAACGCUGCCGCCGGUUAGCACCGAGGGUCUGACCAAGGACGACAUCGACACGCUAAUGGAUCGUGUCCGCGCUCAGAUGAGCGAAACGUUUAAGCUCACCUCCGCAGAGAUGCUGCAACGCUAUAAGCCACACAAGACGCCACCGAUAUCGUCGCCGCCGAUGGUUGUCAAUGGAGCCGAAGCGGCUGUGGCUGCUGCUGUGGCGAAUAGUUCGGGAUACGCGCAGCUGCAUGCGGCUGCCUCGUAUGAGAGCUACAAAAGCGCCAGUGCCAGCAAAGCGACAAUGCUGAAGACGCUGUAGAUGCAUUCGACAGCUGCGCUGCUGACUAAAUGACAAAUGCACCUUAACCUUAUGACAUGUGGUGCACGUAUUUUGGCGCGACUGUCCAAAAAACUUUCGAGACUUUAUUCGUAGGCAAAACUGCAAUGCAAACACACACUCACACACAUACCAAAAACAACAACAACAACAACUAAAAUGUAGACAAAACUUUAAGGCACACACUAUGCAACAACACAACAUUUCGAUUUCAUUCCCAUUGACAAAAUUAUUAUGUUUAUUAUAUGCUAAUGAUUGAGUUGUAAGGGUCAGCUUAUAUGUAAAAACGUUGUUUAUGUUUGUGAUGAUUCCCAAGUCAAUGGUUUCCUCAACAAUUUACAUUUUAAGUGCCAUUUGUUGGCAGAACUAUAGUAAAAUGUUUUAAUUUAUGAGUUUAGGAGACAUAUUGACGGAGCAGAACAAUUUAGAAAGUUACAGAAAGAUACCCGCUACCCAAAUUCAAUAAAAAUGAAACAAAAGAGUUCGGUAUUAUACCGCAAAAAUACUAAAGUAUACCGUAUAUUUGGUAUAUCAAUAUACUACUACAUUCAAAAUAUACCAUAAUGUAUACCGAAAUGUGUAUUUGGUAUAUCGAUAUACUACUACAUUCAAAAUAUACCAUAAUGUAUACCGAAAUGUGUAUUUGGUAUAUCGAUAUACUACUAUAUUCAAAAUAUACCAGAAAGUAUACCGAACUAUGUAUUUGCUAUGUAUAUCGAUAUACUACCACAUUCAAAAUAUACCAUAGAGUACAAAAAAUAUACCAAAUUGUCAAAGCAGCCCAUAUCAAAUUAUUUCUUGGAUAACUUCCAAGAUUUCUGUCUCAUCUCCAUGAUGGGUAGCGGGUAAAAAAAGAAACACAAAGUUUUCCCUUUGCUAUAUCAUGUAUUAGCAUUAAGAUCAACAAACACAAUGUUGAGGAUUCAGUCACAUGUAAUUUCCAUUCUUAUAGGAGCUACUUAUGAUCUCCCAAGUUUUGAAACAAUUCCAAAUUCCUUUUUUUUAGUAUUAUUAACAACCAAAUCGUAAGAAGCAUAACUUCUCAAAUUAAUGUACGUAUUCGUUUUGUUGCAUAGUGUUAAUGAUAUGCAUAAUACUAUAUAAUAAGUAUAUACCAUAAUAUGUAUACAGCACAUAAAGCUCUAAACUAAAGUUAUAAUCAAAUAUGUAUUAGCGAAACAUUUCUAACGAAUUUCUCCCCACAAUUCACACAAAAAAUUGCAAGAAAAAUGUAUUUUUAUUACUUAGACAUACCGAGAUAAAGCAAAGAAACAAAAAUCAAAAAAAAGAAAAACGAAAAACUAGAAAAAAAGAGAUGUGAAAUAUGGAAAUUGAAACCAAAGCUAUGUGAACACACUCUAACUAGCGGGGUUAGGGGUCCAAAAACAUGCCCAGAAAUGCGCUCAAUAUCGUUCGAUUGUAUAUAGCCGAUAAAAUAUAUUGUAUGUGACAUCAUCUUUUUAGAACUUAACCCAAACAAGAAAACAAAAAAAAACUCACAUGAAAAAAUCAUUUUGAAGAGCGCAUUAUUCACUUGGCCUGCCGAUGUUACACUUUUAAUUUGUCUAUGUAUUAUUUACCUAUAAUUAAUACUUUUUUUUAUUACUAUUUUUUUGUAGUUUUAUUUUGUUGAUUGUUCUUUUUUUUUGUGCAUCCCAAAAUGACUUGAAGAGAUUUUAAUUACAUAUGUAUAUGUAUUAAUGUAUUGUAAACAAGUAUAUUGUAUACCUAAAAGAUAAUGUUCUAAACUCAAUAUUGUAAAUACGAUUCGCGACAGAGAGAAAACGAGACAAAGCGGUACAGAGACAGAGAGAGAGACGGGGAUAGAGAGAAUGCAAAUGAGAUGGAGAAACACAGAGUGAGAGAAUGAAUUUCGCUUUGUUGCAGUUUAGUUUAAAGACAAAUCAAAACAAUUAAAUACUAAUAUUAAAAAUAACUUUUUUUUGCUAAUA
This is a messenger RNA of Drosophila nasuta, 3343 nucleotides long. It is a transcript of the gene Agpat1, whose product is annotated as 1-Acylglycerol-3-phosphate O-acyltransferase 1. The coding region runs from base 390 to 1373 and encodes 327 amino acids. The transcript has 4 exons. Gene Ontology annotation, biological process: phosphatidic acid biosynthetic process. Gene Ontology annotation, cellular component: endoplasmic reticulum; membrane. Gene Ontology annotation, molecular function: 1-acylglycerol-3-phosphate O-acyltransferase activity. The record is from RefSeq and is a predicted model, not a curated record. NCBI's taxonomy places the organism in Eukaryota, Metazoa, Arthropoda, Insecta, Diptera, Drosophilidae.